This is a messenger RNA of Acanthoscelides obtectus, 2670 nucleotides long. The record is from the annotation of a GenBank genome assembly. NCBI's taxonomy places the organism in Eukaryota, Metazoa, Arthropoda, Insecta, Coleoptera, Chrysomelidae.
CUUCCAUUACCGCUUCCGUCUUUCCGGGUACGAUCGCGAGACCGCGGAUUGUGUAGCGUGGUUCCGAAGUACCAUCCAGUGUUGAACGACGCGCGUAUCGGUGUGCAAGUACGACCUCGCAGAGAUGAUACUGCGCGUUCGAGGUACGCUCUUCUUCGGCGUCGUGCUCUGUCUCCUGGCCGUGGUUCUAUCAAACCCUUUGAAUGGUUCGUUGGAGGAAGAUAGUAAGUACUGUUAUGAGAAUCAGUAGGGGUACUACGACGACAAAAGAAGUUAAUAAUACUGUUGAAGGAAAACCAGAUUCCAGUAGCGGAGAUUUUCAAGAUGUCAGCUACUUCCCUUACAGUCUGGAAAUAAUUGAACAAGUCUUAUUUAGCGUCAAAAAUGAAAAAUGCGUCGAACACACCAAAUUAGCUUUGGAGGCUAUGACCAAGCAUGAAAGAUGGGCAUUAGAAAUGUUCGACUCAUUUGCGAAAUUCCCCACUGGCAUCCUCUACGGCAACUACUACGAACUGGGCAACUUCGAUGAAUGUGUGGGUGCGCUAGGCACCAUCAAAGACGAAGAGAACGACACUGAAACCACCAUACAGGGUCAGUACUGCCUGACAGAUAUCCACUUCCGUGCUAAAAACAAGGCUACGGUCACUGACCGGAUGUUGAGAUCUGUCCGGAACAAGGACCGAUAUGCAUACAACCGAACAGUUAUCCACUGGGGUAUAUGUCUUCCGUCUUCCUGCACCUCAGAAGAUGCCAAAAUCUUCACCAAAGAAAUUUUCGCUGCCACAGCCGAACAUUUUGAAAUCGUUAACGUCACCAUAGACGAUAACAAAUGCUACUAUGAAAAACCGCAGCCUUUGUCAAAGGCAGAAAUUGUUUAUGGAUGCAUAGUGGGUGUGUUCAUAAUCUUCAUCCUGCUAGCGACGGGCUACCACCUGUGGUACUUGAAGCAAAGGAAGAAUUGCACAGCAUACAAUGUCGACAACCUGAGAGCCAAACCACCUAGCGUGCCGAAGGAAGUCAUCAUGUGCUUCUCUCUGAUUCGAAACAUAGGAAAGUUCUUGCACACCAAACCCAACGAAAUGAAUCUAGAAUGUAUCUGUGGGAUCAAGUUUAUAUCCAUGACCCUGAUCAUCACCGGACAUUCGCUGAUCUUCAUGCUCGGUGGACCAGUAGCGAAUAAACAAUUUUUCAGAGAUCUGUCUACAAAAGCAGAAAAUUCGCCGUUCCUCAAUAACGCACUGUUGGUCGACACUUUUCUUCUAGUCAGCGGCUUCUUGCUCAGCCGCCUUUUGCUCAUGGAACUUGAUAAGAGGAGGGGCAAAAUAAAUUUUGCUAUAUUAUAUAUUGCUAGAUAUAUCAGGUUGACACCUGCGUACGUAGUUGUGAUAGGCUUGUACGCCACCAUACUGCCUAGAUUAGGCUCCGGACCAUUUUGGGAAUCCAGGAUCGGACUGGAACAAGAAAGGUGUUUAAGUUCCUGGUGGACGAAUCUUUUGUACAUCAAUAACUACGUCAACACUGACAAAUUGUGCAUGUUCCAAGCUUGGUACUUGGCAGUAGAUUAUCACCUAUUCAUCGUUGCACCUUUUCUGAUAUACGCAUUGUGGAAAUGGAGUAAAAUUGGAGAAGGCGCGAUAUUUGCCUGUACUUUAGUAUCUAUCAUCGUUCCUAUUUACGUUACGUACAGCCAAGGUUUGGAUCCAACUCUUAUGGCAUAUCCACCGGAAAUCGAGGAUCUCUCCACUAACUACUACUUCGUCACUGCAUAUAUCAAAACGCACAUGCGUUGCAGUUCUUAUGGCUUGGGCGUCCUUUUUGGAUAUAUUGUACACAAAAUUCAAGCCAAGGGGUACAAAAUACGUCCCUGCGUCAUCAUGUUGGGUUGGAUCAUGUCAGCGCUUUUAGGCGUCAUGGCAAUGUACUCCAUUGUGGUAUUCUACAAGCCAGAACAUGAAACUAGCAGUAUUGAGGCUGCUAUUUACGCUCCACUUCAUAGAGUUGCCUGGUGCUUAGCCAUAGGAUGGGUGCUUGUAGCUUGCAUAACAGAUAACGCAGCACUGGUGAACAAAUUCCUGUCGUGGAAGCUAUUCAUUCCAACAAGUAGGCUGACAUACUGUGCUUACUUGGCAAACGGUUUGAUAGAAAUCUACAAUAUGGGGGUGCUCAGGCAGACUGUCUAUCUCAGCAAAUAUGAAUUGGGCUGCAAGAUAUUGGGGCAUGUCAUACUCACCUAUGUAGUGGCAUUUUUCUUGAGCAUCCUGUUCGAAUCGCCAAUACACGGACUAGAAAAGAUUCUACUGCGUAAAGACAGAUUCAAGGAAAUCAAGCAGAAUUCCACAGUGAGACCAGUAGGAGAAUCAUAGUUUAAGUUUUAAGGACUCAUCAAAACUUAUUUUUGAACUGAUAGGAAAGCUAUUGAGUGGAACGACGUUCAAUUCAUCGUUUUUAUGUUUGGCGGUUAGUUCAAUAUGGUAAAGAACUAAAUGCAGAAAGUAAAGUUACGAGUAUCAAAUGAGUCUACCUCAAGAUGGACCACAUUCCACAAGAAAACAAAAUAAACUAAUUCCAAGUUUAUUUUCUAUCAGUUCAAAAAAACUGUAUUUAUUUUAGCUGUAUAUUUUGUAUAUAUUUUGUAAAAAGCUCUCAAACAAAAUACAAAAUAAAAGCAUU